Messenger RNA from Penaeus vannamei (Pacific white shrimp), 6844 nucleotides. RefSeq names its product protein C-mannosyl-transferase DPY19L3. Lineage: Eukaryota; Metazoa; Arthropoda; Malacostraca; Decapoda; Penaeidae. The record is from RefSeq and is a predicted model, not a curated record. Gene Ontology annotation, molecular function: mannosyltransferase activity. Gene Ontology annotation, cellular component: nuclear inner membrane.
CCCUCACUCGGAAGAAGACCCAAAACAAAGUAGAAAACAAUACAAUCUUUCUUCAUUCUUAGCAAAUCCUGAAGACAUACAUCGAUGACACAGCUUUAAAAAGGGUUAGGAAGGAAUUCAACAACUUUUGAUCAAGAAAUACUGUUUUAUAGUUGAGGAAAUAUGAGGAAAUAACAGGGAAAGGUGACGCCAGAGGCCAAUUAAAGAUGGAAUCAGAAAAGCUGUUUCGUAGAGAGCCUCCUAACAUACAGAAGGAAGAAGGAGGUGGGGACAUCCGCAAAAUUUUUGAUGAUUACACAAAGGUGAAGGAUCUGCCAUUGAAAGGAGAGGAUGGCAAAAUUAGAACACUACUUGGAAUGCGAAAGCAACGACCAAUGGGCCGCCUGUUCACAGUGAGUGUGGAGUCAAUAAUGGAAGCUGAAGAAUUUUUUCGAGGGGAAACUCAAGAAAACAAAGAAGAGACUAUAUUAGAAGAAACAGAAGACAUGGCAGAUGCACCUGAGAAUUACACGGAUGCCGAAGAAAAAUUUAGUGAAACUGAGGAGGACACCUUAGUCACGGAAACUGAGGAGGACGACUUAGUCGCGGAAACUGAGGAGAAUCACAUCGUGGAAGAACCAGAAAAGACCAAGCCAAAGGGCUUUGUGGAAACGUUCAACGAUUACUUAGAAAGCAUGUUUUCUACACAUGAAGAACAGGAUGAGGAGAUUGAGGAGGAACUGUCAGCCAUGUUCAGUCUCCUGUGGAAGAUCUUGUCCGGGACAAUGGGCUUGAUUGCCAUUUUCGUCAUCGCUACCAAGUAUCCAGUUUAUCUGCAUACCCUUCAUGAAAAUCAGCUGUGGUUUUCUAACAUCAAGGAAGUGGAGAGAGAGAUAUCAUUUCGCACAGAGCAAGGGCUCUAUUACUCAUACUACAAGCAGAUAUUAGAUGCCCCAACAAUAGCUGUGGGAUAUGAUCAACUGAAGGUAGACAACAAAACAGAAAAUGGUCGCACAAUCAACAUUUUCCACAGGUUUAAUAUUUUGCCUGAGGUUGUUCUAAGUGCUGUUCAUAGAUGGCUCACUCUUCAAGUUUCACCUAUCAUCUUCUACGUAUGGACUGUGUUUGGCCUCCAUGGUGUGUUUUUAGCAGGCUUGUACAUUACAUCAUGGUAUCUCAGUGGUUCCAUACUUGGAGGAGCUUUGACUGCUAUUUUUUAUGUUGCUCAUAGGGUAGACACAACAAGAGUCAACUAUACCAUCCCACUUCGAGAGAGCUUUGCGGUCCCUCUUCUGUUCCUACAGAUACUGAUAAUAUGCACAUUCUUAAGAUCGAGUAAAUGGCAGAUUGUAAAAUUAGCUACUAUUCUGCUGCUUACACUGAGCUUCUUACUGAGCUGGCAAUUUGGACCCUUUGUUCUCCUCUGUCAGCUGAUUUGUAUGGUGGCUCUGUGUCGUCUGCAUCUGUUGCCACAAGAAAAGGUUCAGAGGUUAAUCUUAGCAAUUGGCACAUCGCUCCUGGUUUCAAGCUUUGUGCAAGGCCACCCACCUAUGAUAAUCUCAUCACCAGUGCUAUCAAUGAUCAUCCCAGCUUUUACCGUGUCCUUGUCCCCCCUCUAUGGCAAGAACAGGGGACUUGUGUCAAAAGUUGCAAUUGCUGUAGCUGAGGUGUUUGUUAUGCUCAUGGUGACUUUGCUGAUAAAUGUUUUUGUGAAGGACUUUCUUCAUAUAGAUGCAGACUCACAUGUUUACCAGUUGCUCUUGGCAAAACUACAGAUGGGUGACCCUCGCAAUUUUGACUCGCGCCUUUACAUGUGCAAUGAGGCAUUUCACUACCUGGAUGUAGAAACCCUAGGAAGGCUUACUGAAAGUGGUCUCCUUCCAUUGUAUUGCUUUUGUGUCCUCAUAUAUGGAUUUUCAAUGUUAAGCUUUAUUGCAAAGCCAAAGAAUGUGACAGAAAACCAAAGCUCUCCACAUAGCAGCAGUUCUUGCAGUGAUAAGGAAAAAACACAAAAUGAAGAUCAGAAACAGUUCAGAAGUCAAGAAGAUAAUUGUAUGAUGAGGAAGCAAGAGAAUAUAGAGACCUUAAACUUGGAAAAGAGUCAGGAAUUCCAAAACUUAUUGCACACACAAAAGAAUGGAAUUAGUGGAAACUUGAGCAAUGCAUUAAAUGGUGAUGUAAGGAGAGAGUCCAGCCUGAGCCACUGUAGUGAAGAGGAGAGCGAAGGCAUAAUUUCAGAUCGCCCAGAUAUAGCCUUCUUCUUGGGUCUCUCAAUUGUGAUGGGUAUCCUUGCUCUGCUGAUCCUACGGCUGAAAGUGCUCUGGCUGCCGAUGGUGUGUGUUUUGAGUGGAGUUAUUGCAAGUGACAUGCAACUUUAUAAUGCAGUCUUCAGAUCAAGUGGCAAGUUAUCAUCAUCUCUUCCCUCCUGGUUACCUGAAUAUAGCAAGAUGGGCGUCUGCUUUGGCCUCAUAGCCUUCCUGGUACAAAAGUACUGGAGUCAGGUAUCUGCAGAGCUUUGGCCAGAAGAAAUGUAUGAGUUCUGGGAUCCAGACACAGUGGAACUCAUGGAAUGGAUCCAGAGUUAUACUCCCCCCACAGCUGUGUUUGCCGGUUCAAUGCAGUUGUUGGCAGGUGUCAAGCUUUGCACCAACAGGCACAUCACAAACCACCCGCACUAUGAGGAUGGAUGGCUUAGGAACCGCACACAUCAGGUAUAUCAGAUUUAUGGUCGUUCAUCCCCAGAAGUGGUCCACAGUGUUUUAAAAGCAGUAGGUGCCACACACAUAAUCUUAGAGGAUAGUAUUUGUAUGGCACCUCCUAAUACCAAGCAUCCACUGUGUAGACUCACAGACAUUGUAGAUCUUCAUUAUGGACAUGUUCCUGAAGAUGGUCAAAUCAACAUACCAGGCCUAAAGGUGCCACAGUAUGGAAGAUUCUGUGAUAUCAUAAGAUACAACACACCACAUUAUAGUCGUCUGUUCUCACUUGUCAUGAAUAAUAAGACGUUUAGGGUUUACAGAGUUGCAAGUACUUAGCAUUGCUGAUAAAUCAACCUCGUGUAUUGUAAGUAUGAAAGACCUCAAAUAUGUACAAAGGAUGAUACUCUGUAAAUCUUUUAGAUGUGUCUUAGAGUCAUAUGUGUGGCAAAAAACCUAGUCAAGAAUAAGUUCCAAAGAGCUGAGAAAAGGGUUAUGAAAGUUGAUCUGUCUUUGAACUGGUUAGUACCCUUUAUAAAGCAUUAUUGAUUCCAGAAUCUAGACUUGGACUAUUAGAAUACUUUCUUAGAAGUAUUCCCUUUUUUCAUUGUUGUUUUCAUGUUCAUUGUUACUAUUUUACUAUUUUGAAGAGGAAAGAAAUUGCUCUGAUAUACAAACUUAGAUGUUUACUUAAGUCUUCAGUCUUAAUUUGUCAAUGAAUUGGUGUUGGAAGGGUUGAAGUAAUCUCAUUAUUAUUUACUUUUUUGGGGGGAGGGGACGGGUUGUCAAGUGGUAAAAUGCUGAUGCUUGAAAUGGGUUAAGGAAAAAAAGCCUUUACAAAUUUACAAGCAGAAUCAAAAUUAUCCUAGAUUAUACCACUUUGGAGAUUACAGUUCUUGUCACAAUCAAUGUUGUUAUUAUUGUAUAGUUACAGUUCAGUAUAGUUGGAUACUCCCUUUUUCUAUCUUAUGUAAUUAUUUCAUUUACAUUUUUAUAUUCUUAUAGACAACUCUUAGAAAUUGUACUAUAUCAUUAGACAGUAUCCUAGAGGGAUCAUUAAGCAGCUAAAUCAAAAUUGAUGAUCAUGGUCAAAGUUAUCACAUAUCAGCAAAGAAAAAGGUUGUUAUAUUUUUUUAAUGAAAUGUGAGUGCUAGCUGAAAAUUGAAUGUCAGCCAACCUUUAUUUUUUUGAUAGUUUUAUUUCUGAUUGUAUGUAAUGUUCACAGAAAUUUGUUUACUUUUUUCAUUUUUAAUUUUUUUAAGCUUUGUGGUAUAAAAGAAGCACACACUUCUUACUGUGUGAUUGUGACAUGCACCAUGGUUUGUUGCUCAAACGUUAUUCAUACAUUGUGCAUGGUAUGACAGAAACUUUUCAGAAACAUUUGUUAAAGAUAUAGUAAAUGAAUGGAUGGGAUGAAGAGAGAACUUGAACUCAAGAAAGUCUUCCCAUCACAUAUUUGAGUUUAAAGGGGCCAUACCUGGUGGUUGGGGGUAAUAUAGAUAAAUAUUACUGAAAAAAUGAACUUGCAGAUUUUAAAAAAUAGAAAAAAUAGAAAAACAGCAAACAAAAAUUAUGAUAUUUGAAGUUCAUUUUUUGUAUUUUUUAUUUAUGAAUCUACCAUUUCAUUACCAUAGAAACUACUAUCAUUUCUCUUUCAAACGCACUUUGUUGUGUAUAGAUAUGAUCAUUAGUCUCUGAGUUAUAGGAACAAACUAAUAAAUGAUUCCUGUGAAAAGGGGUAAAUCCAGGCCGAAAACAACAUGACCGUUCUAUGAAAUUGGUUGUUUUUGGUUUUAUAACUCUUUUGUUAAUGUUUUCUCGAGUGUACAUUCGUUUACAUGUGUACUCGCACAUAAAUUAAUGUAAAGGUAUAGGUACUUGCGUUUGUAUUUGCAUAUAUGCGCAUGGACCCAUUAGAUCCUUAAUGAUUUAUUUUAUUUAUAUAUUUUGUUUUUGUUCCUAUCUACUCUUCUUCCACAUUACCUAGCCACGUGAUUCCACCUCAAACCAAUCGAUAAAUGUGUAGUCAUAAGCAGAGUGCUUGUUAUGGAGGGACAAUGAAUUGUUUCCUGUUUGUUAGAAAUAACAUUUGUGGUGGACACUUUGUCUUAUGAUGUAACAAUAGGUAUCAGAUAUUUGUAGGCCUAUCUUAUGGGUUUACCAAAUAAAUUAUAUCGUACACUGUCUUUACAAUUACUUUUUUUGUAAAAUGGAUUUUUAAUGACAUAAUGAUGGUUGAUCCAUUAUUUAGUUUCAAAAGAAAACGCAAACAUAAAAUUAUUGUAAUCAGAAAAUUCUAAAGCGGUGGCAACACUUAGAACUCUUUCAGCUGGGCUUCUCCAAGACAGCCAUUGAUGCAGGUGAGCGUCCAGCCUGUAAAAAUAUCUAUCCAUUGCGAGUUUAUUUUUAGAGAUACAGACAUGUAAUUGCCCAUGCAUUAUUAUCGAACCCUAAACAUACUUGUAUGAUGAAUAUGUCAAAAUCAAAUCAUAUCUACUUCAUUUUAUGGGAAAGAAAUUUGAAAAGUCACAAUGUUUUUUUAUUUUUUCUUUGUCUUUUCAUAUGAAUCUUUCACUCUGGGAAGAAACUGCUAUAAUAAGACACUUUUAUUCUCCUGUGAUCCAUUUCAAUAAGCAGUGUCAUAAUACAAGGCAUCAUGUUCACUCCUGUAAAGUGAGAGUGCAGAAUGGUGAAAAUCACUGACACAGCAGCAAGGAGACUCGGGGGUUGCCUAAAUUUUUUGUUGCAGGAGUUUAUAUUCAUGUGGGUAAUUCUACACUCAUGUACGAAGAUGAAACUGACUAUAACUCAUUUUCGACCACUCUGACCUAAAAUCCCACCAGACCACCAGGGACGGUCCCCUUAAAUGUGAUUCUGAACCGAUAAGAAAAUCUUGGUUAUUCAUUUAGAUGUCCUAGAAGAAAGGAAUUAUUUAUUUAUUUUACAGUAUAGCCUCUCACUUGGUGUAUUCACUUUUGAGAAUCUGAACUAGUUGCUACCCUAGCACCUAGUAUGGCAAUCAGUGUCCAUAUUAUCUCCACAAAUUAAUCUGAUCCAUUCUACCCCUCUAUUGCAUGCUAACUUGCAUGUACUAGGCCCAUCCUACCUGUAUUGGUUUUAGGAUGGGACUGGUCAUGCAGGUAGAUAUUUACCCUAAAUUUUGGGGAGGUGAGGUAUUGACUGACAUUGGUUAUACAAACGUAGUUAAAGGUUGUUAAGUUAAAGGAAAAGGAAAGAGAAGGCCCAGCAUAGCUUGGGUGAGAGGUAAAUUAAUUCAACAGUAACCUCCCUCUCACUAUUCUUAAACAAGCAUUGAAAAUUUCCUCUCCUUCCGUUCAUCAAAUUAGUUUUUAAGUGCCAGUCAAGCAAUAUUGCAUGGAGACAAGUGCCUCCACUCCCAGUCUGAUAUAUUGUUCUUUGUUAAGUUACUUGCUUCUAGUGAGCUCUUUUCAAUGCCAGGUACUUGCUAAAUGCGAGGCUUUACUGUACUUGAAUAAUAUCAAUGACCUAUGUUGAUGAAAAAAUAUGUGGUGUUCUUAAUUGUUAUAUAAAAUAUGUGCAUCUAAACAGUAUAAGCUUGUCCCUUGUAAUUAACCAAGGGAAUAUUUCACUUCCUACACAUUCAACUUCUUAUCAAAAGUUAUUAUUAUUACUCUUUCUUAUCUCUCUCGUUUUUUUCGUUCUUGUUCUUGGAAAUGUUAUGUAUUUUCAAAUCUGUCAUCUUUUUGAGUAUAUAGACUAUAUUUCAGUUAACAAUUUAUCCUGAAAUAAAAAAGAAGCAUUAGAUUUGUUUUGCAUUAAAUUACAGUCAUUUCACAUAUAUUUUCAGCCUGUGACAAUAUUUUUCCUCAAAAUAUUUCAGAUAUUAAGUGACAAUAUAAAGUAAAUAAUGCAGUGCUUGGAAAGAUACCAGAGGCAAUCUUUUCCUUUCUCUACUAUUAUCAGUCACACCAAGUAGGGAUUUCUGCUGGCUGGUGUUGCAGUUGAAGUUGCUGAUCCAUUUUAUUAUUAUUAUCAUUAUUGUUAUAUUAUUAUUAUUAUUAUUAUUAUUAUUAAUAUUCCAAUAUUUGGAAACAGAAUGUGAGACUUUGUAUGAUAUAUCCUUGUUGAUUAUUCUCAAUAUUAUAGUAUCAUUAAUUUUCUUUGUCAAGUUAUGUCUUACUGUUAUU